Dromaius novaehollandiae (emu) is the source of this 3576-nucleotide messenger RNA. Its product is annotated as neurofilament heavy chain. Gene Ontology annotation, biological process: axon development; intermediate filament bundle assembly. The record is from RefSeq and is a predicted model, not a curated record. Bases 1 to 3048 code for a protein of 1015 amino acids. The transcript has 4 exons. Lineage: Eukaryota; Metazoa; Chordata; Aves; Casuariiformes; Dromaiidae. Gene Ontology annotation, molecular function: structural constituent of postsynaptic intermediate filament cytoskeleton. Gene Ontology annotation, cellular component: axon; neurofilament.
AUGAGCCUGCUGCUGGAGACGCUGCUGGGCCCCCCGGCGCCGCCGGGCCGCGCCGCCCCGCGCUCCGCCGCCUCCAGCGGCUUCCACUCGUGGCCGGCAUCCGCAGCGGCGCCGGGCCGGGCGCGGGGCGGCGGCGGCAGCGCGGCCGCCUCCUCCACCGAGAGCCUCGACUCGCUGAACGGCGAGCCGCGGGCGCGCAACGAGAAGGAGCUGCUGCAGGUGCUCAAUGACCGCUUCGCCGGCUACAUCGAGCGGGUGCGGGCGCUGGAGCAGCGCAACCGGGCGCUGGCGGCCGAGGCGGCGGCGCUGCGGCAGCAGCAGGCGGGCCGCGCCGCCAUGGGCGAGCUGUACUCGCGGGAGCUGCGCGACCUGCGCGCCGCCGUGCUGCGCCUGGGCGCCGAGCAGGGCCAGCUGCGCCUGGAGCGGGCGCGCCUGGCGCAGGAGGCGGCGGCGCUGCGGGCGCGCCUCGACGAGGAGGCGCGGCAGCGCGGCGAGCUGGAGGCGGCGGCCCGCGGGCUGGCGCAGCGCUCCGCGCAGGAGGAGCGGGCCCGGGGCCCGCUGGCCGAGCGCGCCCGCGCCCUGCGCGAAGAGGCGGCGCUGCUGCGGCGGCAGCACGAGGCCGAGCUGGGCGCGCUGCUGCGCGGCGCCCGCCUCGACUCGCCGCCCGCCCCCACCGCCGGCCCCGGCAUCAGCGCGGCCCUCCGCGACCUGCGCGCCCAGCUGGAGGGCACGACGGCGCGCAGCACGCUGCAGGCCGAAGACUGGUUCCGCGUGAGGCUGGACAAGCUCUCCGAAGUUGCCAAGGUGAACACGGAUGCCAUCCGCUCAGCCCAGGAGGAGAUCAGUGAGUACCGCCGCCAGCUCCAGUCCAAGACCACCGAGCUCGAUGCCCUCAAAGGGACCCAGGAGUCACUGGAGAAGCAGAGGCAGGACUCAGAGGAGCGCCAUCAUGCAGAUGUCCUCUCCUACCAGGAGACCAUCCAGCAGCUUGACAGUGAGCUGAGAAACAGCAAGUGGGAGAUGGCAGCCCAGCUCCGGGAGUACCAGGAUCUGCUCAACGUCAAAAUGGCCUUGGACAUUGAAAUCGCUGCCUAUAGAAAGCUCUUGGAAGGGGAGGAAUAUCGGAUUGAGUCUGGCUUUGGGAUGAUCUCCUUCCCAGAGGUGGCCCCCAAGGCUCCCAGCAUCACCACCACCAUCAAGGUGAAGAGCGAGGAGAAAGUCAAGGUGGCGGAAAAAUCAGAGAAGGAGACAGUGAUUGUGGAAGAGCAGACAGAGGAAAUCCAGGUGACUGAGGAGGUCACAGAAGAGGAAGAGAAGGAGGUGAAGGAAGAAGAGGAGAAAGCUGAAGCAGAGGGCAAAGAAGAGGAGGCCAAGUCUCCUGCAAAAGAGGAGGCUAAAUCCCCAGCUGUAAAAUCCCCAGAGAAAGCUGAAUCCCCCACAAAGGAGGAGGCCAAGAGCCCAACUAUCAAAUCCCCUGAGAAACCUGCAAGCCCCUCAAAGGAGGAGGCCAAGAGCCCAACUGUGAAAUCCCCUGAGAAACCUGCAGCCCCGUCAAAGGAGGAAGCCAAGAUCCCAGCCAUCAAAUCCCCCGAGAAACCCGCAAGCCCCUCAAAGGAAGAGGCCAAGCCCCCAGCCAUCAAGUCCCCUGAGAAACCCAAAAGCCCCUCAAAGGAGGAGGCCAAGACCCCAGCUGUCAAGUCCCCCGAGAAACCCGCAAGCCCCUCAAAGGAAGAGGCCAAGGCCCCGGCCGUCAAGUCCCCUGAGAAACCUGCAAGCCCCUCAAAGGAGGAGGCCAAGGCCCCAGCCAUCAAGUCCCCUGAGAAACCCAAAAGCCCUUCAAAGGAAGAGGCCAAGGCCCCAGCCGUCAAGUCCCCUGAGAAACCUGCAAGCCCCUCAAAGGAGGAGGCCAAGGCCCCAGCUGUCAAAUCCCCCGAGAAACCCGCAAGUCCCUCAAAGGAGGAGGCCAAGGCCCCGGCCGUCAAGUCCCCUGAGAAACCCGCAAGUCCCUCAAAGGAGGAGGCCAAGGCCCCAGCUGUCAAGUCCCCAGAGAAACCUGCAAGCCCUUCAAAGGAGGAGGCCAAGGCCCCGGCCGUCAAGUCCCCUGAGAAACCUGCAAGCCCUUCGAAGGAGGAGGCCAAGGCCCCAGCUGUCAAGUCCCCUGAGAAACCUGCAAGCCCCUCAAAGGAGGAGGCCAAGACCCCGGCCGCCAAAUCCCCCGAGAAACCCGCAAGUCCCUCAAAGGAGGAGGCCAAGGCCCCAGCUGUCAAGUCCCCUGAGAAACCUGCAAGUCCCUCAAAGGAGGAGGCCAAGGCCCCAGCCGUCAAGUCCCCUGAGAAACCCGCAAGUCCCUCAAAGGAGGAGGCCAAGGCCCCAGCCGUCAAGUCCCCUGAGAAACCCGCAAGCCCCUCAAAGGAGGAGGCCAAGGCCCCAGCUGUCAAGUCCCCCGAGAAACCCACAAGCCCCUCAAAGGAGGAGGCCAAGACCCCGGCUGUCAAGUCCCCAGAAAAGGUCAAAUCUCCUGAGAAGAAGGAGGCCAAGUCUCCUGAGAAGGAAGCAGCCCCAGCCAAGGAGCCCGUUCCCUCCCCUCCGAAGGAGUCAAAAGCCCCUGUGAAAGAAGAGCAGCCCAAGGAGGAGAAGGCUCCCUCCAAGCCCCAAGUUGAGGCAGGCAGGAAAGAGGAGGCCCCCCAGGCUGUCCCAGCCAAGGUGGAGGAGAAGCCCAAAGAGAAGGUGGCUGCUGCGCCGGGGAAGGAGCCCACAAAACCCACAGAGGAAGGGAAGGCCAAGAAGGAGGCCCAGCCAAAGCCUCAGCAGGAGCCUGCCAAAGCAGCUGAGAAGCCAAAGGCUGAGGAGAAGAAGGAGGAACCAAAGAAGGAGAAGGCAGAGCCCAAAAAGGAGCUGGAGGAGAAACCCAAAGUUGAAGCUAAACCCAAAGAUGAGCCCAAAGCCAGUAAAGAGCCCACCAAGGCUGAGAAAGCGGCCAGCGCGGAUGCCAAGGAGGGCAAAGCCCCAGAGCCGGUGCCUGCCCCGGGCAAGAAGAGCGAGAAGUGAGCAGAGCCCUGGCCCCACAGGCGCCAGGAGCAGCCCCGCUGCCCUCCAAGGGCCGAGGGCAGGUGGAGGCAUCACCCGCCAAGCCCGGCCUUAGCAAUAUAUUUGUGCGAGAGACACAGCCCCUAGCCGCCCUCCUCCGGGGGUAUGUUAUGAUCGCUUCUGUAGCCGAAUGUGAUACACGCAGAGCGCCACAUUUAACACUUGAAUUAUAACGACGGGACCGGCCCCAAUGGGACCCGGCUGCCCUUCUCCAAUAAGUGCAUUUAUUUAAGGUAUGUGCAAUCGACAGACAGGCGUGCCGCACAGCUUUAGCUGCCUGGGCCGCGUGCCGAAGGCUAGCGGAGCCCUAACGGCCUUCCCUCCUCUGGGGGAACUGUCCUUUCUGCGCGGUGACGCAGGCUGGGGCUGGCUUGGGUGGACCGGGUUAGGCACAGCACGGAAAUACUCCCCAAAACACAAUGUGCACGAGGACACUCGAGUCCACUCUCAGUUGCUUAUGUGCAAUAACCAAAUAAAGUGCUUACAGAG